Messenger RNA from Lucilia cuprina (Australian sheep blowfly), 2765 nucleotides. Its product is annotated as probable serine/threonine-protein kinase yakA. Bases 1 to 2598 code for a protein of 865 amino acids. The record is from RefSeq and is a predicted model, not a curated record. The transcript is spliced from 4 exons. NCBI's taxonomy places the organism in Eukaryota, Metazoa, Arthropoda, Insecta, Diptera, Calliphoridae.
AUGAUACUUAAACCCGACUAUGAUGACAUCGAAUUGGAUACACGUAUUAAAUUGUCACGUGGUAAAUCGGAUAAAGGCAAAGACAAUAAAAAAUAUGAUGAUCCCUACUAUUGUGGUCUACGUGCACGUGUUCCAAACUUUGUGAAAACCUCUUCAAAGUCGGCUAAAGAACAGCCAGCACUACAGAAUAGCGCAGCAACUCAACAACAACAACAACAACAGCAUAUGAAUACAUUAACAAACCAAAAGAAGACUUCGGUUAUGAUGCCCAUGCAUCCCACAAUGCAUGCUCCACAACCACCCCAUAUGCAUCCUCAACAUAUACAGCAACAACAAAUGAUGGCAGCCGUAGCAGCACAUGCUGCAGCUCAACAACAUCAUCCCAUGCAUCAUCAUCAUGUACAGCAUGCGGCAGCAGCUGCUCAACAAAUGUGGCAAACACGCAGUUAUGAAAGCGGCAUAGGUAUUUAUAAUCAUAAUGCUACAGCGACUACAACGACAGCUGCCAGUACAGCGACUGCGACAACGAACUUUAAUACAGACUUGCAACAACAAUUGCAACUUCACCACCAGCAACAACAACAACAGCAACAAUUACAGUUACAGCAAUUACAAACAGCUUCCAAUAAUUAUUAUCCUAGCACUCAUAAUGCUAGUAGUUCUCUUUAUAACUAUCUUGCACCCAAUUACCAUCACCAAGAGCACCUACUUCAUCAACAGUCACAACUACCAUUACAACAACAACAACAGCAUCAACUUGUCAAUAAUUCUUCUCCUUCUACCGCUUCUUCUUCUUCUACUCUUACUACUACUACUCCUCUUUCUAAUGCUAGCAAUAUUAUGCCUACAACGCCUUCCUCCUUACCAAUUGGUCACUUGACAAAUACCACAAACGCCAUUGCACCAUCUGCUUCAAUACAAUUAAGCACUAAUUUGACAUUUGCCACCAGUCCCCCCACCAUUAAACAAACAGAAACUAAUCAUGAAAAUAUAUACGGACAGACUAGAAAUCUUAAUUCCCAUCAUAAUCCACCACCUCUUAAAGGUGGCAACAUUCAACAUUCUCACCAUCGUCAUUCACAUUCACAUCAUUCUCAUCAACAUCGACGUUCACAUCAUCAUAGUUCUUAUGGCUGUCAAAUGCAUUCUGCACAUCCUUCUGCCCGUUCUACGCCGGGUGAAUUUCGUUUUAAAACUCAUGAAUCUUUCUAUGACGAUUACGAUCAUAGACAUUCUAAGCCAUAUCGACCUUCUCGUAGAUCCUCUUCUACCACCUCACAAAUUGAUGGCAAUUGUAAUUGCGUCAGUUGUUAUACAUUAGCUCCGCUCUUUGGGGCCCCCACACCUAAAAGACCGCCUCGAAGUUUAAGUCAACAACAGCUGCGUCAGCAUCAACGUUUAAGUGGUGCCAAGAAUCUCUAUAAAAACGAAUUAAAACGCGGUGUUGUUAAGUGGUGCAGUGACAGUGAUGUUUCGCUGCUGGGUCGUGAGGAACAGGAUAACAGUGAGGUUUCAGACGACUAUAGGGCUUAUGCAAAUCGUAAAGGUUACCAUGAUGAUUCCUUUAAUUAUGACGAUUUUAAUUUAGAUCAAGAUUUUGAUAUAGAAAACUUUACUUUAACACAAUUGGACUAUAAAAAACAAAUACAAAAACCCAAGACCCAAAAAUUUAAUGGUUAUGCUGCCAGACAUAAUAAAUAUACCACAGUCAAUGACCAGCAGCAGCAACCCUUAACGGAUGGCUAUGUGGAUAAGGCACGAUUAAGGCAAAUAAGAUCACCUACACCUCAGCGUAAAGAAUCUUCCAAAGAGGUUAAAUUGCGAAAUCCCUUAAAUAAACCCUCCUCAAAUCUGUUAGCCAUGCGCCAUAAAUCACAAAGUACCGAAAGUUUUUUUGAACAGCCACACGAUGAAGGCACAAUUUAUUUAUAUGGUGGACGUAAACGUAUAGUUAAAGCUCCUUCUACUACCAAUCUCUAUGAUCGUAUUAAGAAUCAAGCAGGAUACGAUUUAACGCAAAAACAAAUUAAGAAAUAUAAUUCCCAAUUAAAUUUACCAACUGAACAGCGUAAAAUAACGACAAAGAAUUCGAUUAAAAAUGAUCAUGACACUUUGAAACCCUUAAUACCACCUCCUCUCUGGAGGGGAGCUAAAAGAAUGAAUCUAAAGGCUAGUCCUCAACUCAAUAAUUAUCAAAUUUUAGAUCACAAUAAUAAUAAUAUGAACACUAACAGACAAGACCCCAAAAUAUGCAAUCUGCAAAGAUCGGAAGAAAUAAACAAGACUACUACUAAUAUGAAUCAACAAAAUAAUAAGACCACAACGACUACACAGUACAAUACUAAAUUAUUAAAUCACUAUAAUGCCGAUAACAAAUCCAAAUCUAAUGAAAAUGAAGCGGCCCAACAACAGCAUACUCAACAACAACAACAGAAACAUAUGGAACCACCACCACAACAACAGCAGCAAACACCAUAUCGUAUGGGUCGCUCCUCUAGUCGCGUUGAUGUUAGUGACAUGGAAUCGAUUUAUGGUUAUUUAAAACCCCGUAAACCCCGCAGUUUAAGCAUGAAGAAAAUUCAAAUACUUGAUUAUUAAUUCUCUAGAUAACUGGUCCGUUAUAUCUUUUUCCAUGCAAACUGUUUACACUAGGAGAUGCAGAUAUUGUAGAGUCACCUUAUAAUCAUAUUUAUGGACGUUUACCUUUGCCAACACGAGGUUAUAUACCAACUCCACGUAGCAUGUAUAUUGGUGAAUGGGAUUGA